This is a messenger RNA of Botrytis byssoidea, 711 nucleotides long. RefSeq lists its product as uncharacterized. The record is from RefSeq and is a predicted model, not a curated record. Bases 1 to 711 code for a protein of 236 amino acids. NCBI's taxonomy places the organism in Eukaryota, Fungi, Ascomycota, Leotiomycetes, Helotiales, Sclerotiniaceae. The transcript has a single exon.
AUGCAGAAUAACACGAAUGGUUUGGCCGUUAGCGCUCCUGUAAACUCUAUUACCAUACACUCCGAUCAUCAGAAUGAGCAAGUAGCUCCAUCUCCCCCAAGAACCAGACCAUCAUCAUCCUGGUCCUCAUCCUCCUCCAUCUCACCAUCUGGAUCUCAACCCCCUUCACCGAGGAGAGCACGAUCCUCCACUCCCUCUCCCCCAACCCUCCUCACCACCCGUCAAAAAGACGAAGAAUACUUCCUCUACCAAGAAACCCACAACAAGAUCCUUUCUCAGAUCAACGAGCGCGCAAGCGGUAUCCCAAAUCCGGAUAGCAACAACAUCGGUAUUGCCACGGGAGAAGAAUCAACGAGACAAUAUCUCAUUUUGAAAACAAUUGAUACAUGCUCCUCAUAUGAAGUCAAGGAAAUCGGAAUCUUCCUGAGUUGGAAUCGCUGGGUCAGAUUGUGGGUGCAGAAUUUGCUAGAUGGUGCAGAGGAGAUGAUGAGGAGAGAGGGGAAGGUCGUGGAGUAUAGGUGGAGAGAUGUGGUGGAGGAGUUGGUGGUAGGGAAUAGGAUUGUGAGGGAAUUGUUGACGGGUCUGUUGUUGCGAAAGGUGGAGGAUGGGAGGUGGGAGGUGAGGAGGUUUCUGGAUGGGGAUAUCGCGAAGCGUGUGGAGGAGUUGAGGAUGGGAUGGGGAGGUUUGAGAGAAGAUUUGAUGAAGGGGUAG